This is a messenger RNA of Cercospora beticola, 1476 nucleotides long. RefSeq lists its product as uncharacterized. Lineage: Eukaryota; Fungi; Ascomycota; Dothideomycetes; Mycosphaerellales; Mycosphaerellaceae. The record is from RefSeq and is a predicted model, not a curated record.
AUGAACAGUCUUCAGCAGACUGUGGGCAUUGAACUGGAGUUCGCAAUCGUAUACAAGGCUGAUGCGUUUGCAAACAUCCCUGGUCUGACGCCUUCACGCCCAUUAGCUAACGUGCCCGCAGAUCAAGCAAUUCAACACUUCCUUAAACAAGCAGGUGUUGCUUCGAACUUGGCCCGUGAAUCGCCAGAGGAUGCUCCUUACGAAGACUGGACUGUUGACCACGACUGCUUGGAAUUCACACCCGCCGAGGAGGCUUCGAUACCAGACGGCUGGACACGGGAGCACAUCGAGCUGCAAUCUCGAGUAUUCUCCUAUGCUAACGACAAUUGGUCAGCUGAAAUUCAGCGUGUGACGGAGGUGCUCUCCAUGAUGCGCUCCAAUUACCACUGUGCAAUUCUCACGAACCGCACUUCUGGUUUUCACGUUCACAUUGGCAAUGGUCCGGACUUCAUCCCAUUCAAAACAGGCAAGCGGAUCGCACAACUGUUCACUGCAUAUGAAUCUCGAUUCGACCAGAUGCACGCCGCAACACGUGUCCUUGCACCUGGUCUCGACAUCGAACCCUUUCGCUACGAGCCUCUGGUCCCUUUCUGGUUUGCUCCGCCGUCGUUCUACCAUUGGAACCACAACGCCGAUUUCCACAUUUUGCCAAUCGACAAUCGCAUCCAUCAUUCUGACAACGAGAACGUGUUCAACUGGAUUCAAAGAAUCGAGAAAGCGACCGACUACCAAGGCCUCGCAGAUCUGAGUAUUGUAAACUCUGUCUGUGGUGACAAAUUGGGCCACCACGCGGCGUUGAACUUCGAUAACUGUUACGAAGAUGGAUUCUACGGAGAUACAUUCGUCAAGAAAACCAUCGAGUUUCGUCAACAUAUCGGAACUGUGGACUUCCAGUCAAUCGUCUCCUGGAUUCAGUUUUUGAGCCAAGCGGUCCAGUUCUGUCAUACCGCCGACGAUGCCGACUUUGUCUACUUGUUGACGAAAACUACAGAUGUCACGUUUACACUUGCUCAUGUCCUGGAUGCAAUUGGAUGUGACGAUCAUCUGAUUGAGCACUUGCAACGUCAGGAUGAAAGUCAGGAGCUUAUCCAGCGAAGACACACGGACUCUGAUGCUGCAUUCAUCGAUGAACCAAUGGUCGCUGAGUUGGUUGCUAACAAUGACGAAGAACAAAGCGACGCAUAUCAAUGGUCGACAAUCGUCAAACGAUGCGGCACAAAAUUCGAUUCCGGAUAUUACGGUCUGGAUCCUACUGCUGCGGCUCUUCCAUUUGAGCUGGCUGAUGUGCAGUAUUUGCUUGGCCUAGCACGAGCCAAAGCUGAACUCCAGUGUGGUCCUGACGAGGAUACGGCAGCACCUGUUGCGAGAGCUUCGGCUUUCAAGUUGCUUGCCAAUAUCUACGCCCGCCUGGACAACUCUCUGGAUCCUAGGUCUGCCGUUCACCGCGAAUUCGAUGCGUGGGUCAGUCAGAAUUGA